Molecule: messenger RNA, 312 nt
Organism: Lodderomyces jiufengensis
Lineage: Eukaryota; Fungi; Ascomycota; Pichiomycetes; Serinales; Debaryomycetaceae
Exons: 1
Coding region: 1-312 (103 amino acids)
Source: RefSeq, a predicted model, not a curated record
AUGUCAAGUUUAGAGGAUGAAGUGAAUAAUACAUGGCAUGAAUUAUAUGAUAAUUUUGUUGAGAAGAAUAAUUUGAAGAAAGAUAAAGAAGUAUUGAAACAAAGAAAAGCACAACAGCAGCCUUCAAUAGAAGAUCAAAAUGAUACAGUUGAUAUUGAUCUUUCAUCAGAUCUACCAAAUUUAAGUAAAUUAAUUGAGUCACAAACAAUUGAAGAUCAAGAAAAAUUAAGCAAUGAACUUAAAAAUGCAAUCAUAAAAUUUUAUUGGGCUGGAUUUCAAUUGAGGAAAGAUAUAGAGAAAUCUGUUACUUAA